Molecule: messenger RNA, 2412 nt
Organism: Triticum turgidum subsp. durum (durum wheat)
Lineage: Eukaryota; Viridiplantae; Streptophyta; Magnoliopsida; Poales; Poaceae
Source: the annotation of a GenBank genome assembly
AUGGUGAAGUUCUCGCGGGAGUACGAUGCCAGCAUCAUCCCCGAGUGGAAGCCCGCCUUCGUCGACUACAGGGACCUCAAGAAGCUCAUCAAGAGGAUCAAGGUCGAACGGCGCGACGCCGACGACAGCAGCAGCGCAGGAGACUCCUCGCCGGAGACUGCCGCCCUCGCCGCCGGCGUCGAGAGCGCCGGCUAUGGCGCUGGCUUCUCCGUGCUCGACCCCGUCCGCGCCCUCGCCGCCCGGUUCGCGCCCAGGGUGCAGGCCUCCAUGGUGCGUGCUUGCGAUGACGAGGAGAGCGGGGAUUCCGGCGAGCUCGUGCGAUCCACGGACAAGCAUGAGCGGGAGUUUCUGGAGAAGGCGGACGAGGAGCUGGAGAAGGUGAGCACCUUCUACGCGGCGCAGGAGGCGGAGCUGCUCGGCCGCGGCGAGGCGCUCAUCGACCAGCUCCGCAUCCUCGCCGACGUCAAGCGCAUCCUGGCCGACCACGCCGCCACCCGCCGCGCCCGGGGCUCUGGCCGCGGCCGCUCGGUACCGGCGGUGGCGCCGCCCUCGCCGGCGCUCAGCAACUCCGGCCGCUACCUCCUCUCGGGCCUCGCCACGCCGCAGUCCAUGUCAGAUGGGAGCGUGGAGCAGCAGCAGGCGCAGAUGACGGAGGGCGCGGCGGUGGCGGACGAGGUGAUGGCGGCGCUGGAGCGCAACGGCGUCAGCUUCGUGGGGCUGCCGGGGAAGAAGGACGCCAAGAAGGAGGGCAGCGGCAGGGGCGGGAGGCUGCAGCUGCCGUCGACGGUGCGCAUCGACAUACCGGCGAGCAACCCGGGGCGGGCGGCGCUCAAGGUGUGGGAGGAGCUGGUGAACGUGCUGCGCAAGGACGGCGCCGACCCCGCCGCCGCCUUCGUCCACCGCAAGAAGGUGCAGCACGCCGAGAAGAACAUCCGCGACGCCUUCAUGGCGCUCUACCGCGGCCUCGAGCUGCUCAAGAAGUUCAGUUCUCUGAAUGUAAAGGCCUUCACCAAGAUUCUCAAGAAAUUCGUCAAGGUGUCGGAGCAGCAGCGAGCAACGGACCUUUUCUCGCAGAAGGUGAAGAGGUCAUCGUUCAGCACGUCCGACAAGGUGCUUCAGCUGUCGGACGAGGUGGAGGCACUCUUCCUGAAGCACUUCGCGGGCAACGACAGGAUGGUGGCGAUGAAGUACCUCAACCCGCAGCAGCCCAAGAACACCCACAUGAUCACCUUCCUCGUAGGGUUGUUCACGGGCACAUUUGUGAGUUUGUUCAUCAUAUACGCCAUCCUGGCACAUGUUUCCGGCAUUUUCGCCUCAACUGGAAACACGGCCUACAUGGAGGUAGUCUACCAUGUCUUCAGCAUGUUCGCACUCAUCAGCCUGCACUGCUUCCUCUACGGGUGCAACCUCUUCAUGUGGAAGAGCACCCGGAUAAACCAGAAUUUCAUCUUCGACUUCGCCCCCAACACCGCCCUCACGCACCGGGACGCCUUCCUCAUGUCCGCCUCCAUCAUGUGCACCGUCGUCGCCGCCUUGGUCAUCAACCUCUUCCUCAGGAAUGCCGGCGCAUCCUAUGCCAACGCCGUGCCCGGGGGGCUCAUAGUGCUGUCAGCCGGACUUUUACUCUGCCCGUUCAAUGUGUUCUACCGCUCGACACGUUACUGCUUCAUGCGCAUCAUGCGCAACAUCAUGUUCUCACCAUUCUACAAGGUUCUGAUGGCCGAUUUCUUCAUGGCUGACCAAUUAACUAGUCAGAUCCCGUUGUUAAGGCACAUGGAGUUUGCAGCGUGCUACUUCAUGGCAGGAAGCUUUAGGGCUAACCCAUAUGAGACUUGUACUACCAGCCAGCAGUACAAACACCUGGCCUAUGUCAUCUCUUUUCUCCCUUACUAUUGGAGAGCUAUGCAGUGUUUAAGAAGGUACAUAGAAGAACAUGACAUUAAUCAGCUGGCCAAUGCUGGGAAGUACGUGUCGGCGAUGGUGGCGGCUGCCGUCAGAUUCAAGUACAAUGUCACACCGACACCAUUCUGGAUGUGGAUGGUCCUCAUCUCGUCCUCAGGCGCCACCGUUUACCAGCUCUACUGGGACUUUGUCAAGGAUUGGGGCUUUUUCACUCCCAAAUCUAAGAACCUAUGGCUCAGGGAUGAUCUCAUCCUGAAGAACAAGUUCACCUACUACAUUUCCAUGAUGCUAAAUCUAGUGCUUCGGCUAGCAUGGGCUCAAAGUGUGAUGAAGAUCCGUAUUAAUAAGAACGAGACUCGCCUGCUGGAUUUCUCCCUUGCUUCCUUGGAGAUAAUCCGACGAGGACACUGGAAUUUCUACAGGCUGGAGAACGAACACUUGAACAAUGUUGGCAAGUUCAGAGCAGUGAAGACUGUCCCAUUACCAUUUCGUGAACUCGAAACGGAUUGA